AGCGAGCCAGUGCCGUGCCGACCGCCGCGCGAACCACUCGCACGCCGUGCAGCGCGCUCACGUUCGCGACUCGACUCGUGCUACCCUGUGUACCUGUGCCCUGUGUUAUACCCCUGAAAGUACGUAAACAAAACACACUAACUUACCUGUGAAAGUGCGGUCCGGAUUUAUAUUGGAGCGGCAUCAAACGCGUGCGUAUUGCUUGUUUGUUGCGAGUGAUAGAAUCUGUUGCAUUCUGCAGGGCGCUACCAGUGAUCAAGUCCCCCGUACCAGCAUGUAGUAGUCAGUGAACGAUAAAUACCACAAAUUUUCACUCGCGUUUUAAAUAAAUUAAAGAUGGCCGACGUUCUCGAAAUCGACCCCGUGGACGAUGACCUCGGUUACGAUUACGAGACGACAAAGAUCCCCGACAUCAUUGCCCCAGACGAGAUGAUUGAGUCUGGUUACCAAGAGGGGUCUGAACAAAGUUAUGGGGAUCGUAGGGAUUCGAAGGAAGGUUUUGGGGGUGAAGGAGACUCUGACAGUGGUGUGGAUGGGGUGAGCAGUGGCUGUAGUGUCGCCGAUGACUGUCCCGUGGUGUCGAUCAACGAUGUGGUGGCGUAUUACGAUGACAUUCGUCCGAGGCGGCGGCACGUACCGCAGCUCAGCUUCUACAACGUGGACAUCGAGCGCCUGGCCAUGGAUGCUCUCGUUCAGAGCGAGUCGAGCUACACUUCAUCAGAAGAGGGCUGCGGUGGAGGCGAGCGCCACGCCGUGCUCAGCUACGAGCAGGUGCGGCGGCUCAACGAUGUGAUGGACGAGGUGGUGGCCAUCCACGGCCGCGGCAACUUCCCCACGCUGCACGUGCGUCUGCGCGAGCUGGUGGCGGGAGUGCGCGCGCGCCUCGAGGCGCCACAGACCGCGGGCGGCGCUGGCGUCAACGUGCGCGACGUGCGCCUCAACGGCGGCGCAGCCAGCCACGUGCUGGCCGACCGGCCGCAGCCGUACUCCGACAUCGACCUCAUCUUCACGGCCGAGCUGCCCACCGCGCGCCACUGCGACCGCGUCAAGGCCGCCGUGCUCGGACACCUGUCCACCCUCAUGCCACCUGCUACGCCGCGCCGCCGCGCCUCGCCAGCUGGCCUCAAGGAGGCCUACGUCUCAAAGAUGGUUCGCGUGAAUUCGGACGGUGACCGCUGGUCCCUCAUCUCCCUCGGCAACUCACGCGGCCACAAAUCUGUAGAGCUGAAGUUCGUAGACACAAUGCGUCGCCAGUUCGAGUUCUCCGUCGACUCGUUCCAGAUUGCUCUCGAUUCGCUCCUCGCGUUCCACGAGUGCGCUCAACUGCCCAUUGGCGAGAACUUCUACCCAACUGUCGUCGGCGAGUCCGUAUAUGGCGACUUCAAUGAGGCUCUGAACCACCUCGCCGAGAAACUGAUCGCGACGCGGCAGCCUGAAGAGAUUCGUGGCGGCGGUCUUCUAAAAUACUGCGCCCUGCUUGCGAAGGGCUACCGGCCAGCACGGCCAGACAAAAUCAAAACCCUCGAGCGCUACAUGUGCUCGAGGUUCUUCAUCGACUUCCCUGAACUCGGGCAGCAGCGUGCUAAGCUCGAGGCCUACCUGAGGAACCACUUCGUUGGCAGAGAGGAGGAAGCUCUAAAGCAUAGGUACCUGACCCUACUGCACGGCGUGGUGCGCGAGUCCACGGUGUGCCUGAUGGGCCACGAGCGGCGGCAGACGCUGGCGCUGAUCGAGGCGCUGGCGUGCCGCGAGCUGUGCGCGCGCGCGCCCGUGCUGCUGGCGCCGCAGUACUACGUGUGCGUGUGCGCGUGCGCCGCGUGUGCGCAGUGCGCGCAGUGCGUGGCGUGUGCGCAGUGCGCGCCGCCCGCGCCCUACUGCGACUGCUGCCACGCCGCCUCGUGCCCGGCGUGACCGGAGAUCCUGUACGACCGACGAUGAAUUUAGUGCCAAAUGUAUAUAAUACGGAUAAAUGUAUGUACGCGUAGGAGCGGGCGGCGGCGCCCCGCCGCGUCAAGUUGCUCACUGUCCGCCGAUCAAUUCGCUCGUCAAUUGCCCCGCGAGCUGGCUUCGGGCCGGCCCGCGGCUCUCGGCCCGCCGCGACGUGAAGUAAUUUCUAGUCGUACUCCUUUCGUGUUGAUAACUUAAUAUGUUAGCAGUACGAAAAUUAUCGUUCACGUGGAUUGUGACGGACGCGCCGCUAGAUAGUGAGUCCGAGUCGAUGGUCUGCCUAUAUAAAAAGACUAGUUAGUUAUUUUUAAGCUUUUACGUAUAGAAGUCUCCAUAAAAGUAGUGGCAUGUCUCUCGCCGUCGAAAUAUCACGGAGAAGCGGACGGUCGGAUACGAGUUUUAUUGCUAACUGUAAGUGAGAAAAUUUAUUGCGAGAAAUGAUAACCGGUUCACUUGCGCGACAGAUACUAACGGAGGAGCGUGCGUGCUUUUUGUAGGAACAAUGAUUGUGAAGUAACAAGUCCGGCCUUGUCGACGGCCUUAAACGCGAGAAAAUCCGUUGAGUAGUAGUAGAUCACGAACGUAGCCAGCGCGGUCGCCUCCGCUCCUCACUCUCACACACGUAAACAACUAUUUUACUAUGUAUUUAUCAAUCUGAAAGGAUGUAUGUAUACACUUACACGUUUCGUGAUCGCUCUAGUAUUGUAUACGGCUUGGCGUACGAGUAACAAAUUAAGAUACACAUAGAAAAAUAUAAAAUGAUAAAAAAAACUUAAAAACCCAAAAAAAUAUAUUACUAAGGUGUGUACAAUAUUAAAGUUCACGCUUUUUUAAAUAAUAUAAAAAUACCAUUAGAGAAUAUUUUAAGAACAUUUACAAGUAGUGAAGUCACGUUUAGUAACAGAGUACUUAUGAACAUUUUUUUUACUUUUAACGUCUCAUCAAUUGCAGUUUGUAUAAAGCUGUAGAUGUAUGGAAAAUGUGAUUUAAUUGUUGUAUUAAUUAACCAUGUUGUCGAUGAUUAUAUAAUUAUUAUCUACUUACAUAAAAUUAUGUAGAUUAAAUACAAUAGAGAGAUAUAUUAUUAUUGUUGUAUUUUAAUGAGAUAUAGAAUAUAUGAACGAUGGUGUAAACAGUGUCCGGCCAAUACGUGAAUGUGUUAGAUAUUUUGCCAAAUGCAUAUUCAGAGUAAAUACUAUAUUUAUACAGAUUGCAUGAACUUUGUAGGGCUUUUACUAAGCAGUUUGUUAUGUAGUAUAUUUUGAGUAGCGGAAAAUAUAUCCGAAGUAAUCAAGUACAAUCAUCUAAUAGAGUAUUAUCGUUAACUUCGGAACAAUUUAUCGAGUUUAUGAACGAAUUUUCCCGACUUGCUCACUGUCGAACCAAAAUUUACGAUCUCAUUUUUUUAUCUCUUCAAAAAUUCUUUUGGGAUUGUAGUGUUGUAAUGUAUACACUUUUAACUGUUGUCAUAUGCUUGUUAUCUUGGCUAUAUGUCAUUUUGUGACUUGGAGGUGAUAAGACAUUUGAUGCAAGUUAAAUAUUUAUGGGCAGUGAUCCGUUGCGCUCGUGUGAAAGUCUAGUGCUCAUAUUGUGGAUAAUGUAUUUUGUGUAAACUGUAUUGGAAUGGAUUGCAAGCACUAGAGUCGACAUUUCGGAAUUAUAUCGCAUGGUACAAGACACGAGUACAACGGAGCAUUGCCCUCGUCAAACGGUAGCCCUAAAUUAGAAAUAGUACCCAGUCGUCUGUACUUAGAAAUAAAUGAAGUACAUAAACAUAGUUAACUGAAUCUAAACUUUAUUCCAUUUAUGUAAUAAGAGUGAAUGUAAGUUAAUUAUCACUAGUGUUACUUGCUAUAUCGAGACAGGCGUCUAAGUUGUGAUUUGUAGUCUUUUCGACAGGUAUUUUAAAUGUCAUUCUAUAUUGUCACUAUAUUUAUUAUAAAUAACUGUGAUUGUUAUAUCUAUAUUGUAAAUCAGCUAUUGGCAAAAUCCGUUAAGAACUACCUCCUCGCGCGAAAUGUAAAAAAAAGAUAAACGAUGGUAUAUUUUUGGGAAUUUUCUCUCUACAACUAUGGAGAUAAUUAUGUAGUAAAUUAAAAUUAACCGUAGUGGACUUGCCAGUUAUUUGCAAAUCUUUGUGUAAUUUUUUUCGAAGUAGAUUUUGAACAUCGCAAUUUCAAUGGACAUGCUAUCGGCAGUGUCUUGGCAGAUCUACAUAAUUCUUUCUUUAGUUUGGGUCGAGUUCACUAUUCAGAAUUUCGUAAACAAUCAACUCGUAUAUUAUACACGAGACUGAAUAUAAUUCGAGAACAGUGAAUGGGGUCCCAAGAGAUACUGCAACUGGUUAGUUUAUAAAGCUCUUCCACAAACCACGACGAGUGGCUAAACGCUUCUAAAAACGGUCUAAAUAUUUUGAAAUUUUUAUUUUGCAAAGAGAGACAUUGCAGUAUAGUUUAGGAAUUUAUUAUUUUUUUCUAAAGUUACCAUCAGUUUUCAGCUAGCCUUAUUUUAUAAUUAAUUUUUAAUUCUAAUGAGCACUGGUCAAAUGGCGUUCUCGUGCAAUAGAUGGUUGUUUGUUAUUAUAUGUAUAUAUUGUUGGAAUAUGGUUUUGUGAAUUUGAUAUAUUUUACAGAGAUAUAUACUAGUCUCCUUAUAUUAUGUAAUGUACUUAAAACAAUGUUUCUUAAACCACCACGAAGGUUUUAGGUCAAAAUCAUUAUCGAAUUCUCAAACGCAUCUCAGUCUUAUAUCUCAUGUUCUCUUUGUGGUGAAAUAUUGUUAAAAGCCCUAGAAGUAUUGUUCGACAAUCUUGAUAUUUAUGAGAUUGAAUCCAGAUUUUGUUUUGUAUUUUUAAUGUACUAAGUUUUCUAAUAAAUAUUGUAACUUCGCCCUUUAACUUGGUUGACGAUUGAAAAGUAAUUGCACUCUGUACGUUUCUAAAAGUAUUUUGGCAUAUGUGUCGUAAGAAGCAAAGAUGACAUUACCAUCUAUAGCAAAGAAAAUUCUGGAAAAAAGACUUGAGCAUUCAAAACGUAUUAACUUGUCAAAUAAAUGUUAUCAGAUAAACAGUUUGGAUCUAUGUAGCUUCAAACAAAAACUGAUAUUAACUGCAGAACAUUAUUUCCAUUUAAUCGAAUACCAGAUAUUGCUUAUAUAGAUGAUGAUGUCACUGCUAUCAAACAAAUGGCAUUUGAGGAAACAAAAGUACGUGAAUUAUGCAAAAACAGUUGUAAUGCAAUCUAAGCUAGAAGCAUUUACUUAUCUAUUUAUAAAAUGUUGGUACUGGAACCAAGUUCCUUGGUCAACGAAACGACUACGAUGAUAGUUUUCAUCAAUUAACUAUAAAGUACAUGAUUUCCUUCGUUCUCAUUUCGUUGAAGAAGCAACUGGGUUUUGGGUUUGUGUUAGAUUUAUUGUGGAAGUAAGCACGUGAACGCCGUAAUAAGAAGCGAAGCUUCGCGGUACUAGAGGUGUCGACAAUUAGCAGCGGUGCGGCUUUAGUCUACUGUCCUACAAAACCAGUACAAAUAUCGCAACUAUCAUUAUUCUGUGGGUGUGGCACUAUUCGGUAGUUGAUAUAAUAGAGUUUAAUGCGUUUUUAAAUGGACAAUUUGCAUUACAUAGCCUUGAACGUGCAUAAUAUGCCAAUGUCGCAGAUAAAGGUAUCUUAUCAUGUUUUUCUAGAAUAUUACGCGAUUAAAAGCAUUGAUAAUUUUAAAUUGUAUGGAGACACAAAUGUGUCCGUUUUAGUCAUCUCUUGUCACAAAUGUGCUACGUCCACAGAGUAUGUUAUACGUAGUUGUGACGUCACACCAUCCCCUGCACCACUGCUACCUGUCCGCCCCCUACGUGCCCGAAGCUCGCCGUGUCGAAACUCUCGCUCAUAUGUUAAAAGCGAAUGUUCGACACACCGACUCUCUAGUUUAGGGGUUUUUAGGCCUUACGUUAUAUAAGCUUAUAUUAGGUUAUAUCAAGUAUAUUUACAUUAUAGUUAUUAUUUUUUCUUUCUCUUCCAAGUUGCCUGUUUCGUGUCACACGAACCGCGACGAUGUGUUGUUACGAUACAUAAUUACUAUUAUAUUUGUGAGGAGUUUUAAGCUAUUGUAAAUUUUACAGAAAUAAAAAUGUUGUGAAAAUAAAUUAUAAAAAAGUGAUAUAAACAGUGAA
Molecule: messenger RNA, 6114 nt
Organism: Spodoptera frugiperda (fall armyworm)
Lineage: Eukaryota; Metazoa; Arthropoda; Insecta; Lepidoptera; Noctuidae
Product: terminal nucleotidyltransferase 5C
Exons: 4
Coding region: 337-1911 (524 amino acids)
Biological process (GO): mRNA stabilization
Molecular function (GO): poly(A) RNA polymerase activity; RNA binding
Source: RefSeq, a predicted model, not a curated record